UAGAUAAAUGCGAUCGUUGGAUCGGGGCACGUUGGAGAGAGAAGGGAGUGCUUUGGAUCGGAAUGUGGAAGCCACUAUGUGAUUAUCUGGUGGAAAUGCUGGCACAUCAGGGUCCCUGCACUCGGCAUCCUUCAUGGUAGAAGCGGCGGCUGGGAGUGAGUCAGUGUGAAGAAGCCCAGUGUCUGUCUUGUCUGCUCUGUCCCGAUAGCUCGCAAACAUUCCUCCCCAAAUGUCCCUGUCAUUAGUAUUACUGCUAAUAUCGGCUCUCAACUUCCGCCAUCAUGGAUCGGAAGCCCAAAUCAACAAGAUCCAGCCAUCAAGUAACAAGGAACAAAACGGAGUACAUGAUCAUCAGCAUGAAAAAAUUAUCACAGUAUCAGAGGAUGGAUUUGUGCAGAGUCCACGAUUUCCUCAGAGUUACCCUCGGAAUGUGGUGCUGGUGUGGAGAUUAAUAGCAGCUGAUGAGAAUAUGCAAAUACAGCUGACCUUCGAUGAAAGAUUCGGACUUGAGGAACCAGAGAAUGGACUGUGCAAGUUUGACUUUGUGGAAAUUGAAGAUCCAAGUGAUGGCGCAAUUAUUGGACGAUGGUGUGGCACCAGUGUAGUUCCAGAUAUACAAAUAUCGAAGGCAAAUCAAGUCCGGAUACGAUUCCGAUCUGAUGAGUAUCUGCCAUCAAAACCGGGCUUCUGUAUUUACUACUCCCUUCUGGAACCUGCCCAUUUUGAAAGCCCAACAGCCAUGCCACCAUCUCCUCUAUCUUUGGAUGGCUUAAAUGAGGCCCUCUCAAGCUUUGAUACAAUAGAAGAGCUGAUCAAGUACUUAGAACCAGAGAGGUGGCAAGUGGAUUUGGAUGACUUGUACAAACCAACCUGGCAGAUGCUCGGAAAGGCUUUUGUUCAUGGUAGAAAAUCUAGAGUGGAUCUGAACUUGCUGAAAGAAGAGGUAAAGCUGUACAGCUGCACGCCACGCAACAUAUCAGUAUCUCUGCGAGAGGAACUCAAACGGACAGACACCAUCUACUGGCCUGGCUGUCUACUGGUAAAACGUUGUGGAGGGAACUGUGCCUGCUGCUCUCUUGGCUGUCAAGAUUGUCAAUGUGUCCCCAUCAAAGUGUCAAAAAAAUACCACGAGGUUCUUCAGUUGCGAUAUAGGAGCCCUGGGAAACCAUUGCAGAAAUCUCUGGCAGACGUGGGAUUGGAGCACCACGAAGAAUGUGACUGUGUGUGUAAAGGAAAAACAGGAGGUUAAGCUAGUUGCCCUUUUACCUUUCAGAGACUUAAACCAUUGAGCAAUGGGGCCUGUGUGCAUUAUCUUACUCAGAAAUCACAGUCAUCUCAGUUUUCAACUUUCCACUUUCUAGCUUUUUGGUGGAUUUGGGGCAAGACACAUCGGCUCUCCUGCCUAUAGAUGAACCUGCAACGUAUCAUACAGGGGAAGAGUUCUAUACCCAAUGAAGUUUGGAUUUCUAGAUGACAACAAAGAAAAUAGCUCUUGCAUUGCACUCUGGUUCCCUUUCUCUCUUUCACUUGUGGAAGGAUAUCAAUGUUAUUUAGUUCACUGUUCCAGUUCUGAACCAAGUAAAAUUUCAGAAAAUAGUUUAAGAAAAAAGACUGGAGUCGAUUACUGUUUACAUCACAUACUUUGUGGGUUACAGUAUUCCUAGCCAUGUUGCUGAAAACUUCCAAGAAAAUUUGUUUGUUUUGUACCACUUCAUCCUCGUGUGACAUCAUUUCCUGUGUGCAUUAAACAUUAUUUUCUUCCAUGCACCAUUUUUAAAGAGAAAUCUGCAUGUCUGUCUACAAUCACAGCUACAAUAUUCUAGCAAAUGUCUCCCAAUGAACAAUAUAUUGGAGAAAUACAGAAUUUGAGGAGAGUAAGGACUUAUUUUUACAGACUUUCCUGAGGGCAUUGCCUGAAUGUGUGUACAUUUUUUUCAAAAUCUUCUCAUUUAGGCUAAAAUGACUAAAGCUUUUUUAUAUUACAUUAAAUGUAUCUAUUUUGUACCAAACUUAUUUAAGAAUUUAGCUCUUUGCAUUGUCCGAGAUUUCUCAUGAUUCACAACAUUUUACAAAAAAGGGAAAUGGGUAGGUGUGAUCAAAAGCACAGCCAUAUCAUUGCACUGUCAGUGUUGGUGCUCUGUGCAAUGUAUAUAUCUUUUUGUACAGUACCACUAUUCCAAAGAUCGUACUAAUCAGGAUUUCUACCCAAUUGUCUAACUUGCUCAUAAAACAGUUGUAUCUGUAUCUUAGUUUAACUUGAUCUCGUCUCUUUUUUCAUUAAAAUGUCAUAAAA
Messenger RNA from Carcharodon carcharias (great white shark), 2293 nucleotides. It is a transcript of the gene pdgfc, whose product is annotated as platelet derived growth factor c. Gene Ontology annotation, molecular function: platelet-derived growth factor receptor binding; growth factor activity. The transcript has 6 exons. The record is from RefSeq and is a predicted model, not a curated record. Gene Ontology annotation, cellular component: membrane. NCBI's taxonomy places the organism in Eukaryota, Metazoa, Chordata, Chondrichthyes, Lamniformes, Lamnidae. Gene Ontology annotation, biological process: positive regulation of cell population proliferation; platelet-derived growth factor receptor signaling pathway; positive regulation of ERK1 and ERK2 cascade. Bases 230 to 1249 code for a protein of 339 amino acids.